AGAGACGUAGAAGGUGAGCUGUUUCGAGGAAAAUUAAUGACGAGGUGUAUGGUGGCAGACGAACAUUGAAGGAUCGAUCAAUAAAAGGGGCUCUUUCAGUUGGUAAUGGCGUUCUAGUGUUCUCCCCAGUUUCUUUCUUGGCACUGAAUGAAAGAUGGAUUUUGCUGGAAGGAAGAGAGGAUUUUCACUGCUUCCUGCUCUCCUGCCACUCUUCUUAACCCUCUUUCUUGGAAGAUAUCCGGUCGUUUCAGGCCUAAAUUAUACAAUGUCUAAGCAAGUGAGUAGCUCGAGACUUGAAAGGAUAAAGAGGCAUUUGCACAAGAUUAACAAGCCUGCUGUCAUGACGAUAGAGAGCCCAGAUGGAGAUAUUGUUGAUUGUGUCCAUAAAAGAAAACAGCCAGCUUUAGAUCAUCCGCUUUUAAAGAACCACAAGAUCCAGAGACAUCCUUCAGAGAUGCCUAAAGUGAGAAUGGGGAAAGAAGAUGAUCAGAGAGAGAACAACAGUAAUAGUAUUGCCAAUGAAGCAGUAAGAGAUGCGUGGCAACUGUGGCAUCGAAACGGGACACGAUGUCCAAAGGGAACGAUUCCCAUACGGCGAAGCACGGUUGUUGAUGUGUUGAGAGCCAAGUCUUUGUUUCACUUUGGGAAGAAACAGCAUAGGGUUCCUCUUACUAGCCGAAGCACCGAUGCACCAGAUGUAGUCAGCGGCAAUGGCCAUGAGCAUGCAAUAGCCUACACCGGAGCAUCGGAAGAAAUGUACGGGGCUAGGGCGACAAUUAACGUGUGGGACCCAUCAAUCCAAGUGGUCAAUGAGUUCAGCCUCUCCCAAAUUUGGAUUCUUUCGGGAUCAUUUGACGGCUCAGAUCUCAACAGCAUAGAAGCUGGAUGGCAGGUCAGUCCGGAGCUUUAUGGUGACAGCAGGCCUAGAUUGUUCACCUACUGGACGUCAGAUUCGUAUCAGGCAACCGGGUGCUACAACCUUCUUUGUGCAGGAUUUGUGCAAACCAAUAGUAAGAUAGCCAUCGGAGCAGCCAUUUCUCCGGUCUCAUCAUUCUCAGGCAACCAAUUUGACGUUACCAUCCUCAUUUGGAAGGAUCCAAAACUUGGAAAUUGGUGGAUGAGCUUUGGGGACAAUACAUUGGUGGGAUAUUGGCCGGCAGAGAUAUUUACGCACUUAGCUGACCGUGCGACAAUGGUGGAGUGGGGCGGUGAGGUGGUGAACACACGGGCGAAUGGCGAGCACACCUCCACCCAAAUGGGUUCAGGCCACUUUGCCGAUGAAGGGUUCGGGAAAGCAAGCUAUUUCAGGAACCUAGAGAUCGUGGACGCCGAUAAUAGUCUCAGCUCAGUCCAAGAUAUCUCAACCCUAGCUGAGAACACCAAUUGUUACAACAUCAAGAGCUCCUAUAACAACCAGUGGGGUACAUACUUCUACUAUGGGGGCCCGGGGAACAAUCCUCAGUGCCAAUAAUUAAUGAUCACCACCCACCACAGCCCCAUCAUCAUUGUGAUCAUCACAACACAUGAACUAGGUUGACGUGCGCGCGUAACAUGAUCUUUACUGCCAAAUUCUUUAACUUGUAAUUAUAUCCUUAUUGCUGCUACUACGACCACAUUUUUUAAUGUUCUAUACUAUUAAUAUGAAUAACUAAAUAUAUUAAGCAAUAUUGCAUAGUACUCGGCUUGAAUGAGCA
This is a messenger RNA of Juglans regia (Persian walnut), 1694 nucleotides long. RefSeq lists its product as uncharacterized. The transcript is spliced from 8 exons. NCBI's taxonomy places the organism in Eukaryota, Viridiplantae, Streptophyta, Magnoliopsida, Fagales, Juglandaceae. Bases 155 to 1471 code for a protein of 438 amino acids. The record is from RefSeq and is a predicted model, not a curated record.